Molecule: messenger RNA, 1270 nt
Organism: Aethina tumida (small hive beetle)
Lineage: Eukaryota; Metazoa; Arthropoda; Insecta; Coleoptera; Nitidulidae
Gene: Ppt2
Product: lysosomal thioesterase PPT2 homolog
Exons: 4
Coding region: 173-1030 (285 amino acids)
Cellular component (GO): lysosome
Molecular function (GO): thiolester hydrolase activity
Source: RefSeq, a predicted model, not a curated record
AACCUUCAAAUGAUGUGUCCAAAGAUUUAAAAACAAAAUCAAAACAUUCUGUGACAAUAGAUAAAUAAAAAUGAUAAAUAAGCAUAUUUUUUGUAGUGUAGUGUGAAUGAAGACGACGUGUUAAUCUAGUGGCAUUAAUUUUGUUAAUUGAAACCAAAUAAAACGCUUUAAAAUGAAAUUUAAGACAAUUUUCUUAUUGUUUUUUAUUAAAUUUAACAUUGCCAGCUCUUAUAAAGCUGUAAUUCUUUUGCAUGGAAUAAUGACUGGGUAUGAGAGCAUGGAGCUGAUAAAAGCUAGAAUAAUUGAGAAACAUCCUGGCACUGUUGUUUACAAUCUGCAAGACUUUGGAGGGUGGUCCAGUCUUGACAACAUGUGGUAUCAAGUCACCAAGUUAAGUGACAUUUUGGCCAACAUAACAUCUGACCAUCCUGAAGGGGUCCACUUCCUGGGUUAUUCUCAAGGUGCUUUGCUAGGUAGAACUUUACUACAAGCUAAUCCUAAUCACAAAGUUCAAACUUACAUAUCAUUAAGUGGGCCACAAGCCGGACAAUACGGCACACAGUUUUUACAUCUGUUUUUCCCUGGGGUGGUGCUGGAAACAGCUUAUGAGUUGUUUUAUUCAAGAGUGGGUCAACACACUUCAGUGGGUAACUAUUGGAAUGAUCCAUAUCAUCAAGCAUUGUAUUACAAUUACUCACAGUAUUUGCCUUAUGUGAACAAUGAGUUACCUUCAACAAAGAGUGAUCAGUUUAAAAAUGCCUUGACCAAGCUCAAACAACUGGUGCUGAUUGGGGGACCAGAUGAUAAUGUGAUCACCCCUUGGCAGUCUAGUCAAUUUGGAUAUUACAAUGGAAACGGAACGGUAAUUAACUUAAUAGACAGGAACAUUUAUAAAACGGACAAAAUAGGCUUAAAAACCUUAGACGAGGCUGGAAAACUUCGGAUAAUAACGGUCCCAGGAAUUAAUCAUUUUAUGUGGCAUUUGAAUGUGUCAAUUGUGGAUAAUUAUAUUUUACCAUUCUUGGAUUAAAUAAUGGUCAAACCAAAGGAAUUAAAAAAAAUACGUAUUUGUAAGACCAAAAAUUUUGUGAUAAAAGAUUUUUUAGUUUCAGUUACUUAAGACAAAAAGUGAAAUUAGUAAUGUAGUAUGUAGGGUGUAUAAAACCACUUGUUUGCUUGCUUAAGUCUCAAAAAUAUUUGCAGUAAAUAUUAUUUUAUACAUAAAAAAAUCUCUUAUCAAUGUGUGUCAAAUAAACAUAUAAAAUAUCUA